AUGGCGAUCAUCAAGAGGGUCCAAGUCAGCAUCGUCAGCGGCGGCAAAGAGUUGCCAGAAUAUCGCCCUCUCAACGAGGAUACUUGUGAAGGCAUGGAGGAUGCGUCUGAUGAUACUCAAGUGAAAUACAUCCAAGGCAUCCCCGAUGCGAAUUUCAUGAUCAGGUAUAGAGUCAAGAAGAACUUCCGUUUUGGAAGAGCCAAUGCUGUGAAUUUCAAGUGCUUCGUUGACGGGAAAUACGUUCGGGGGCGAGUUUGCACGAAAGAUAUGUACCGAAAAGAAGGUGGUGUGUUCAAUCGCACCUAUGAGGGUCCCAGUGGACUAUCCAAUAGUGGCCAGCGAGUUCGUCACCUGUUUCGCUGGGCUAGCCUGGCCUCGACUGAUAAGCCCUGCGGGCAAGAAGACAGAGAAAAAUACAAGGAUCUCGGUACUAUUAAAGUGGAGGUCUGGCGGGAGCAGGGCGGCUUCACUGCUCAGCCAUCUCGUGUAUGGAAAGGACUCAGUCAGAAUCAAGUUCCCGAGAAAGCCAUCAAAGGCGAAGCAAUUGAUCUCAGAACCUGUCUCGACACUCGUCGACCGAGCGAAGAGUCGAGCAAGUGGAACGGUGCCAACGUCGAUGACAAGCCCUAUGCAGUCUUCAUUUUCAAAUACCGAGGCAACGACUCGUUGAAAGCUCUUGGCAUCCUCGAAAGACCUCAAACGCCACAGCCAUUGGAGGAGAGAGAUAUCGAGACCCUCUCUCCAGACGAGCUCAAAGAAAUGGCUCGAAGAUACAAGGCAGAACAAGAAGCAAAGAGAAUCAAGAUCAAAAAGGAGAAUGCGGAGAUCAACCUUGCCCAGCUUGCUGAUCUAAAGAGAGAGAGGAAAGAUGUAGGCGAUGACGAGGAUGAGGUCGAAUUUCUCAGCGAGCAGCCGGUGAAGAGAGUCUGCAGCAUUGGACCUGUCAUUGAUGAUUCGGAAUAG
This is a messenger RNA of Fonsecaea multimorphosa CBS 102226, 963 nucleotides long. RefSeq lists its product as uncharacterized. The record is from RefSeq and is a predicted model, not a curated record. The transcript is spliced from 5 exons. NCBI's taxonomy places the organism in Eukaryota, Fungi, Ascomycota, Eurotiomycetes, Chaetothyriales, Herpotrichiellaceae. The coding region runs from base 1 to 963 and encodes 320 amino acids.